Loxodonta africana (African savanna elephant) is the source of this 2615-nucleotide messenger RNA. Its product is annotated as cardiotrophin-2. The record is from RefSeq and is a predicted model, not a curated record. Gene Ontology annotation, cellular component: extracellular region. The coding region runs from base 1929 to 2588 and encodes 219 amino acids. Gene Ontology annotation, molecular function: cytokine activity. NCBI's taxonomy places the organism in Eukaryota, Metazoa, Chordata, Mammalia, Proboscidea, Elephantidae. The transcript has 2 exons. Gene Ontology annotation, biological process: positive regulation of tyrosine phosphorylation of STAT protein; cell surface receptor signaling pathway.
UUAGGAAUAUAGGAAGGGGAAGGAAGGAGGCCAGCCUGGGCUUGCCUUUUACCUCCAUCGCUUCCUAGCUGGUGACCUUAGGUAAUUCCCUCUCUCUCUGAGCCUCACAUUGGUGGGGGGAACAUAAACUGGGCCAGACCUUGGAGAAGACAAUUUGGCAGCAUCUCCUCAAAUUUAAAAUGAGCAGACCCUCUGCCCCAGAUAUUCCCACCUUCCAAAGUGCCCAAAGAUACUGUGACAAGGAUGUUCAUGGCAGCAUUCAUUCAUGAACAAAUACUUCUUGAGCUCUGUGCUAGGUCCUGGUGGCCCAGCUGCGAAUGAACCAAGUGAGGUUUCCUCGUUCCUGGAGAUGACAUUCUAGUGGGAGAGACAGCAACAAACAAGUAAACAAACAAAUAAAUAAGGGAACUUCAGAUAAAGUCUCUCAAACAGGGAAAGGGAGGGACUUUUGAUCUGGUGGUCAGAAGCUGAGGCCUGAAGGACAAGAAGGAGGUAGCCUUGGGAAGAUUGAGGGGGAGACCUGGUGGCACAGUGGUUAAGAGCUCAGCUGUUAACCAAAAAGUUGGCCGUUUGAAUCCACCAGCUGCUCCUUGGAAACCCUAUGGGGCACUUUCUACUCCAUCUUACAGGGUCGCUAUGAGUUGGAAUCAACUUGAUAGCAAAAGGUUUGGUUUGGUUUUUGGUUCUGGCAGCCAUAGCAAGGAUAAAGGCCUGAGGGAAGAAUGAGCUUGGAGUGUUAGUGGGACAGAAAGAAAGUCAGUGUGGCCUCGAGUGUGCAGUGGUACAGGGUCCAGUGGAGAAGCUCAGGGCCCAGAGUGCACGGGCCUGGUGGACCACUCCAAGGAGUUUGGAUUUUGUUUAGGGAGCUAAUGGAGGGCUUGGGACAGGGGAAUUAACAAUGUUAGCUUUCCAUUUCAAAAGGCUCCUUCUGGCUGCUGGGAAGAAUAGACAGUGUGUAUGUGGCGGGGCUGGGAGGGGGUGGGUUGGGAAGCAGGGAGGGGCUGCCAUAUCAACUUGCAUUGUUGGCAAAAGCAAAAAAAUUGGAAUUGACAUAAAUAUUUGUCAGUAGGGAGUUUGGUGCAUCCAUACUAUGAAAUAUGAGAGAGAGAGAGAGAAGACCAAGAUGAGCCCUGUGGCUGAGGCGGAGAAGGAGAGGAAGUCAGAGAGGGAACAGGCCUACAUAGCUUUUACUGAGUGAAGGGGGGAGCCAUGAGAGGGUUUGAACAGAGGAAGGAUAUGAAUAGAUUCAGGUGUGUGGGGAGGUGGGGGCAGAGGCAAGUAUGGAAGUGGAGAGACCAGGGAGGAGGCUACUGCCAUGUCCAGGCUAGAGAUGAUGGUGGCUCAGACCGAGGUAGCAGCAGUGUAAAGACGGGAAGAAGUGGUUAGAUUCUAGAUGUGUCUUUUAAAACUUUUUGGUUUUGGAAGUAACAAAUUUACAGAAAAGUGCACAAAUCAUAAGUAUACAGCUCAAUGAAUUUUCAAAGUGAACAGACCCUUGUAAUGAGCACUCUGAUCAAGAAACAAAGGUCUGGACUGGCUGCCUGUUGAGGGUAGAGCCACCAAGAUUCAUUGUGAGGUUGGAUGUGAAGACUAAGACAAAAUGAGGAGCCAAAGAAGACGGUGGUUUUGGCCUGAGCAGCCGAAAGAAUGCUACUGCCCUUAUCUGAGACGGGGAAGAUUGGGGGAGGAGUGGGCUGGUGGCGGGGAAAUUCAGAGCUGAGUAUUGGGUAUGUGGAGUUGGAGAUACUUGUUCAUAUCCAUCUGAAAGUGUCAAGUAGGAAGCUGAAUACAUCAAUCUGGAGUUCAGGGGAACAUUCUGGUCUAGAAAUAUUCCACCUACAGGGUGAUUCUACCCUGACUUAGGCCUACAAAUUCAUUGUAGGCAACAAGGGCUAUACUUAUUUGAGUUGUGAAUGAAUUGAAUGUGAAUGAAUGAACUGAUCCACAGGCAGGAUCAGGAAUUUGGUGCUGACCUCUGGUUUCCUCUGCCAGCUCCCCUCUGCCUGCUGACCCUGCUGCUGCCACCCCUCAGUUCAGCGGCUCCUAUCUCCCCAGCCAAGCCCAUCAGUCAAGCUUAUAGUCUGGCCCUCUACAUGCAGAAGAACACAUCAACGCUGCUGCAGACUUACCUCCAGUACCAGGGCAGCCCCUUCAGUGACCCUGGCUUCUCAGCUCCUGAGCUCCAGCUCAGCAGUCUGCCUUCUGCAGCUGUCUCCUUCAAGAUCUGGCAUGCCCUGGAAGAUGCAGAACGGCUGAGCCGUGCCCAGGGAGCCUUCUUGGCCUUGACCCAGCAUCUCCAGCUUGUUGGGGACGACCAGACAGACUUGAACCCUGACAGUCCCAUCCUGCUGGCCCAGCUUAGGGCUGCAAGGCUCCGGGCCCAGGGCCUACUGGGUAACAUGGCUGCCAUCAUGACUGCCUUGGGUCUUCCCAUUCCCCCAGAAGAGGACACCCUCGGGCUUGUCCGGUUUGGGGCCUCGGCAUUUGAGAGGAAAUGUCGGGGCUAUGUAGUGACCCGGGAAUAUGGCCACUGGACAGACCGAGCAGUGAGGGACUUGGCUCUGCUCAAGGCCAAAUACCCAGAAUAGAGGAGGUGGGAUUUCCUGUCAGAGGCU